AAGUGCAAUGGACGGGUAAAAAUUCUCAGUAAAGAGUUGCUUUACAUACAUUAUAAGUUAUUUUCAAAAGUUGUGUUUACAUUCAUUUAAUGUGUUUUAAAUUAUAAAUAGGUUGAUAAAGUUUGUGGUCAAAAAAUAUUUUGAUUACUUGUUCAAACAAAUGUACUGACAGGAGGUUGUUUGGCACUAUUUUGUAAAAAUGGAUUUGUCAACUGGUCAAAAAAUGCAAGAACAAUUUCCAUUUAUCAAAAAUCGAAAUGAGUCAGGUAUACUUAAACCAGCUGCUUCCAAAAAUGAUGUUGAAUUCGAUAUAAUAGACAUUACCAAAAUUAAAUUCGACAGCGAUGAGACAUGGUUGUUUAAAGUCAGUGACACCUGUCCCAUUACAGAUUUGUAUGGCUGGUUACACAAUGAUGAUAUAAAAGAUGAGGAAUAUUUCUUGAGUACAAUGAAAUCGCAAAACGAAAGUCAAAAAAAUUUUGAUUCCAGAACAUUCACACGUCCAAAAAAGAGAUUUACCCGUCCGAGUAUUGAGAAAUACAACGAAGAGGUCUAUGGCAACAGUAGUGACGCACAAAAUGAAUCUUCCGACUGUUCGAGGAAAACUAAUGAUGUUAGUAACAGUAUUAUUCAAGAAACUAGUGAGCCAAUAGCAACUUCAGCUAAACCCCUAAAUUUUGAUUUGACACAACCCACAAACAGUUAUUAUUUUGAAAAUAUUUUGGCAAAUUCUGCAGAAAUUGACUCUUUUCAGAAUAUGUCUCCUCCUAGUCUUGUGAAUUCCAUGUGUUCUUCUACUUUUGCCAACUUAAUGGAAAGCAGUUUCAUUAAGAAUGAUCCAGUAUUAAGAGAAAUUCGUGAUACCGAUUAUACAGAGACCGUUUUGCUGCAAGAUUCAGAACCACCUAUGUUUCAGUCUAUUACAGAAAGUUGUAGCAGUAUUAACUCAGAUACACCUGAAAGUUUUUUGAAAAAAAUGUCUUUUAAUGGAACUUUUCGAAAAAAUACCACAAAGGAACUUGGUCCGUCUUUCGAUAAAUCGAACAACUCGACUAUCGAUUUAAACACAACUUAUGAAAAACAAUUUGAAGUUGCACCAGAAAAUUCAGAUCCAGUCCAAGUUACUAACAAUGAAGAAAUACAUAAAAUAAACAAUCAUCAAUUUUCUAAUUUAAACGGCACAUAUCGUCGCACACCUAAAUCAAAAGGUACCUUCAGAAAGUCCGAUGUAAAAAAUACCACAUUAGCCCUAAACUCAACAUUUGACAUGCCAUCAGAUCAUCCUGUGUCUGACCAUAGCACCACUACCCAAGCCCUUAUAAAAGACUGCAGCCUUAAAAGUUUCGAACAAAACAAUUCAGUGAUAGGCAGUCUAACAAUUUCUAACGAAGACACAGUUGAGGACAUGAAGAAACAGCUCUCUGAAACAGUACAGAUUACCGAUUUGAACAGAUUAAGCUACUGUCUAGAUGAUAAUAUUAGGUUGGACGCCACAUACACCGAAGAAGAUAAUUUAAAUGGAGAAAUUAAUAUAAAGCGAACAUCGUUAGGUUGUUCUACUGGAUCUGCCGACAGUUUGGACAGAAUGAGCAGCUUAUCAAAUAGUAGUCGAGAAUCUAAUAAGAUGCUCAAUAUGGCAGAUCUGGAUGCAAUUGUUGAAAUGCAAGAAAGAAGUCUACAACAAGUUAUGUCAACUCCAAAGACAAUCCAAGGCUCAAAAAAUCUGUGGGAGAACAACUUUAUCUCGCCUAUAAUACCAAACGAACCUUUGUCUGAUUCAGACGUAUCUUCCACGGAUGAAUACAAAAGCGUUAAAUCUACAUUUUCGAAAGCAUCAAUGGAAAAUUACAUUGGCAAACCCGUAAAAAGUAUGAGUUACCUAGGCGGUAACAUUGACACAAAAUUAAAGAACACGUACCGUUCUACAUACACCUUGUCAAGUCAAAAGCCUUUGCAGGUGAUUCCCAACAAUAUAAGGGCUUCCUACAGCAACCUGAGAACAGUUCAAUCAAAUAUACCUGGUUCGCAGGGCAAUCUGUACAAACCCAGUAAUGUUAAAGCUCAGGCACCCUCUUCCAAUCUGAAAACAAUGGGGCAUAGGUUGAAGGGUUCCUACACCAGUUUGAGGCCUAUAAGUGCAAAUUUGCCCAUGGCAUUACCCAUAGUCCCUCAACUGAACACGACAACUACGCUGUCUAAAGCAACAAAUCCCAACGUUACACGGAAUAUCGAGACUCGUUCAAAAGUCGCUGAGGUACCUCCCAUGCCUAGAGGAAAAGUUAAUGUAGCUGGUGAUAACGUGUUUGUUAAACCCCAACAACCUAGAGCUAGUGGCUUGCCUAGACCUACAGGUAUUCCCAGACCUGCCUCGAGAAUACCUGGACCUCGUAGCAAUAUAAGGCCUAUUUCCACAAGAACGGGAAACGUUAGACGGCAAACAAAAGACUUUCCGUGACAGAUAAUAAACCAUGUCAUUUUGUGUGCCUUAUCUUCAUAUCGUAGCUUUUUUAUGUAACAAAUCUAUACUUGACAUGUAACAUAUCCCCAUUAAACUUUUUGUUAUUUA
Messenger RNA from Anoplophora glabripennis (Asian longhorned beetle), 2566 nucleotides. RefSeq lists its product as uncharacterized. The coding region runs from base 200 to 2455 and encodes 751 amino acids. NCBI's taxonomy places the organism in Eukaryota, Metazoa, Arthropoda, Insecta, Coleoptera, Cerambycidae. The record is from RefSeq and is a predicted model, not a curated record. The transcript has 6 exons.